AUGUCUUUACGACAAAAACACCGUCUGUCCUUCUGUUAUUGUAACAUGGGUACCAUGCGGCGCUUCUUUGGUCGUCGUCGAAAACCUCCCCCUGAAACUUACCAGGAACCCGCUGUGGUGAGGCCCAAUCCAGAGGAAGAACUUAGGAGUCUCCGGAGAAGGCUAGUACAGUCUUUUGUCACCAGCGCCCUUCCUAGCGGCAAGGAAUUCCUCCCAGUCACAGAAAUCGAUAAAUUGGUCAACUAUGCAACCAUUCGGCUGGUGCUUCCAGAAAAGGCUUCGACUGAUGUGAUUGAUUUUGUUUGCGGUCACGGAAAGACACUGUUUCUUAUUCUAGUGGUUGGCAAUGAGGCUUCUCCAAAUGACCUGUUGGCUAUCAUGGAGAGUUGCCGGAAACACAGCAUGACAGACGAACACCUCCCGGUGGACCGUAUACCCUGCGUCGGGGGAAAGUUACCAUGCCAUCAACGCGUUGCCCACCACCAGGCAUGGGACGUAUUUCAUGACAAACUCUGGGCGCACAUAUCGUUUCGAUUCUUUCAGGACCAAGCAAUGUUCACAGCACCUGUUAUUCUGAAAGACAAGUUCACAUACGAGCUGAAGGAAGGAUGUGUGCUCCCAAUCACCUGGAAAGCCCAGAAGCCUCAUAUUGGCCAUUUCAGUACGGUCUACGAGGCAGAAAUUCACCAUGCCCAUCACCAAGACGACAGAUACUUCGGAAAGUCGCUCAAGGUUGCAUUGAAACAGCUGAAACCACUAACUUCGGAACCUGGAUACAAUGUGGAAACGGCUUGGAACCACGAGACCUCUGCCUUGGAAGAGAUAAACAAGCUGCAUCAUAAACAUCUCAUCCGCCCAUUAGCCGCCUUGCGAUGUGGUCCGGAGCACUACAUCAUGUUUGAGUGGGCAGACGGAGGCAGUCUUCGAGAGCUCUGGGAAAACCAAGGCCCAGAGCCGAAAGACCUUGACCCUGAUCGAAUCAUGUCAGUCAUUGAAGAGGUUCUCGGCAUAGUCAGUGCCCUUUCAACCCUCCACGGCACAAACAACAGGACCAAGACUGGCAACGUGGUCCGACGGGCAGCAGAUCUGGCAGGUAUGGCAGCUGGUGAAAGAUUGACCGUACCUGUUCCGCAUUCGGUCAAACCGCGAGAGGGGGAAACAAAAGAUUACAGCCCCAUCACAACCCCCGAUACAUCCAAGUCCCCGAGAAAUGUACCCGAGAUUCACGUUCGAUUCGUUGAACCAUCAGACGACGAAGUUUCUUUUAGAAGCGAAGACCCUAACCGAUCUUAUGUGAGCGAGGAGAGCGAUGCAAGCAGCGAUGAACAUUGGCGACAUGGCGAUCUGAAGCCAGAGAAUAUUUUACAGUUCAACCAGUCACAGACCAACGAUUCCCGUUGGCUGGGAACGUUGAAAAUUGCCGACCUUGGCCUGGCCAAGCAGCACGUCUUUGCCACCGCUCGAAGAAAGGACAUGACAAACCAGAAAUUCACGACAUCUCAUUACGAGGCUCCCGAAGCUGUCGCCAAUCUACAUCUCCCAAGGUCACGCCGCUUCGAUAUCUGGUCUAUCGGUUGCGUUAUUCUCGAAUUCGUCAUCAUCAUUUUGUACGGGAACGAUGGGUUGGCGAGCUUCUAUGACCAACAUAAAAUCCGCGAGAACCCGCACACAGACACCCUUUACUUCACAGUGGACCGAAAUGUUGCCCGAGUGAGUGACAUUGCGAGUCAUUGGAUCGCUGAGAUUUUGAAUGAUCCAGAAUGCAACCGGGCCGGUGGUUCGGCACUCGCAGAUAUCGUUCGACUUGUUAGGGACAGACUUCUUGUUGUUGAGUUACCCAGUGAAAACAUGGUGCCUAGCCAGAUUAGCAGAUGCCGAGCUGAUGCUGGCGAGCUGAAGGAAAAGUUGGAAGCUAUUUGGGGAAAGGCCAUACAUGAUGAGUCUCAGGGAGGCGAUUACCUUUGCUUUAGGAAAGACCGAGCAAACAUUGCACCACCAGCACCCCUCCAAGUAAUGAAGCCCAAGAGAACAGCAGCAAAAAGCCGACUAGGGGAUGAGCUUCCCAAAACACAGCCGAAUCUUGUAUGA
Podospora anserina S mat+ is the source of this 2088-nucleotide messenger RNA. RefSeq lists its product as uncharacterized. NCBI's taxonomy places the organism in Eukaryota, Fungi, Ascomycota, Sordariomycetes, Sordariales, Podosporaceae. Gene Ontology annotation, biological process: peptidyl-serine phosphorylation; peptidyl-threonine phosphorylation. The transcript has a single exon. The record is from RefSeq and is a predicted model, not a curated record. Bases 1 to 2088 code for a protein of 695 amino acids. Gene Ontology annotation, molecular function: protein serine/threonine kinase activity; ATP binding.